CGGUCAAGUAUAAUUAGUAUCUUUAUUACAUUAGCUAAAACUUAUUUGUUUUUAUUCAUUUCUAUCACAACAAGAUGGACUUUGCCAAGGUUCAGAAUGGACCAAUUAUUAAAUCUUGGAUGGAAAUUUCUCUUACCUAUUUCUCUAGGUAAUCUAUUAUUAACAACCUCAUCCCAACUUAUUUGGUUAUAAAUAUGAUAUCUUCUAUUCACGACCUCUUUCAAACAUCAAACAAGAGAAAGAAACCAAUAUACAAUUUUUAUACAUAUUCACUAUAUGUUCCCUAUGGUAACUGGGUUCAUGAAUUAUGGUCAACAAACAGUACGAGCUGCAAGGUACAUUGGUCAAAGUUUCAUGAUUACCUUAUCCCACGCGAAUCGUUUACCUGUAACUAUUCAAUACCCCUAUGAAAAAUUGAUCACAUCGGAACGGUUCCGGGGUCGAAUCCACUUUGAAUUUGAUAAAUGCAUUGCUUGUGAAGUAUGUGUUCGUGUAUGUCCUAUAGAUCUACCUGUUGUUGAUUGGAAAUUCGAAAUAGAUAUUCCAAAAAAGCGGUUGCUUAAUUACAGUAUUGAUUUAGGAAUCUGUAUAUUUUGCGGUAAUUGCGUUGAGUAUUGCCCAACAAAUUGUUUAUCAAUGACUGAAGAAUAUGAACUUUCUACUUAUGAUCGUCACGAAUUGAAUUAUAAUCAAAUUGCAUUGGGUCGUUUACCAAUGUCAGUAAUUGACGAUUCCACAAUCCGAACAAUUUUGAAUGCGUCUCAAAUCAAAUAAAAAAUAGAAAAAUUAUUUAAUUUAAGAAAAGAAAUAAGGUUCAGUUUUGAUCUACAAAAAUGAGGUUUUUCUUUGGUCAAAAACUACACAAACUGUGUAUUGAUUGGUGUGAAUCGCGAUUGAAUUUGGACUGAAAAUCCAUUUUGUCUAGGACUGAUUUCAAAAUAAAAAUAUAGAAAUUAUUCUUUCGUUUCACAUUUCAGAUAAAGAAAAAUAUUUGUUGUGCUUACAGCAAUCUAUAUCUAUUGACAUAUAAUUCAAUUCAAAAUUUCUAAGUAUUAAAAAAUAGAAAAACUUUUUCCUGGUCAGGUCAACAAAGUCAUGAUAUUUCAUUUAUUUUUUUAUUAUUUUC
Molecule: messenger RNA, 1126 nt
Organism: Impatiens glandulifera
Lineage: Eukaryota; Viridiplantae; Streptophyta; Magnoliopsida; Ericales; Balsaminaceae
Product: NAD(P)H-quinone oxidoreductase subunit I, chloroplastic
Exons: 1
Coding region: 277-774 (165 amino acids)
Cellular component (GO): membrane
Molecular function (GO): 4 iron, 4 sulfur cluster binding; NADH dehydrogenase (ubiquinone) activity
Source: RefSeq, a predicted model, not a curated record